AUGCCUUUGCUUGAACUGCCGCUUGAGGUGUUUGAACACAUUACACAUUUUCUGGUCGGUUCACUGGAGGUGACGAAGGUAGUCCAGUACCGCAAAGUAUGCAGAACCUUUGAUCGCUGCAUCGUUGAGGAGAUUUGCGAUCAGGCUUCCUGA
Exserohilum turcica Et28A is the source of this 153-nucleotide messenger RNA. RefSeq lists its product as uncharacterized. The record is from RefSeq and is a predicted model, not a curated record. Lineage: Eukaryota; Fungi; Ascomycota; Dothideomycetes; Pleosporales; Pleosporaceae. The coding region runs from base 1 to 153 and encodes 50 amino acids. The transcript has 2 exons.